UUAUACUGCAUUAAUUAAAAGAUAAUCUAUGUGGCACACAGUGGCGUCCAUUGACUUAUGUCUAUGGUGGUGUUAACACGGUUUCCGUAAAAUUGGGUGGAAAUACGUCAUUGCAGGAAGUCAAUAUUGUUCUAAUAUGGCGGCACCCAUGAGUAACGUGGAAGAAAUUCGGAAUCGAGUGAUUUUGGGCGAAUUUGGUGUCAGGAAUGUUCACACCACUGACUUUCCUGGUAAUUAUCCCGGUUAUGAUGAUACUUGGAACCUGAAGAAAUUUGAACAGAAUUUCAAAAUCGACAUAAUUCAGAUGGAUGAAAAUACCCUGGAGUUCGAUAUGGUGGGGAUAGAUGCUGCCAUAGCCAAUGCCUUUCGACGGAUAUUACUAGCUGAGGUGCCCACCAUGGCUGUGGAGAAGGUGUUCAUCUACAACAACACUUCAAUCAUUCAAGAUGAGAUUCUUGCCCACAGACUGGGGUUGAUUCCCAUUAAAGCUGAUCCACGCCUGUUUGAGUACCGAAAUGCAGGAGAUGAGGAAGGAACAGAAAUUGACACGAUUCAACUUCAGCUGAAGAUCAAGUGCACGAGAAACCCAAGGGCCACUAAAGACUCUUCAGAUCCCAGUGAACUGUAUCUAAACCAUAUGGUGUACUCCAAGGACAUGAAGUGGGUGCCUAUUGGUAAUCAAGCUGACGUUUUUGCAGACGCCAGCAUUGGUCCUGUCCACGACGAUAUCCUUCUGGCACAGUUGCGGCCAGGACAGGAGCUGGAUAUUGUCAUGCACUGUGUAAAGGGCAUUGGCAAAGAUCAUGCCAAGUUCUCCCCGGUGGCCACGGCCAGCUACCGGCUGCUCCCGGAGGUCACCCUGCUGGAGCCCGUCGAGGGAGAGAAGGCAGAGAGGCUGAAACGCUGUUUCUCCCCCGGUGUCAUGGAGGUGGAGGACUGUGGGGGGAAAAGGGUUGCCAAAGUCGUGAACAGCCGUUUGGAUACCUGCAGUCGUGAGGUCCUUCGGCAUGACGACCUCAAGAAUUUGGUGAAACUGGGAAGAGUCCGGGACCAUUUCAUCUUUUCAGUGGAGUCCACUGGGAUCCUGGCCCCUGAAGUCUUGGUCAGCGAAGCCAUCAAAGUCCUCAUGGCCAAGUGUCAGAAAUUUCUCAGUGAACUGGACUCUGCAGAGAUGGAGUGACAGGGCGGGAGCGCACAGCGUCUGUGCCUUUGACAUCAGAAAUGGUUGCCUGAAAUGGAGAGAACCCAAAAGACGAAGAACUGACUGGAUCGUUCAACAGUGUACCACCAUUUACAGUUUUUUUUUAAAUCCUGUAAUGUUUAUAUUCUCUGCCUGCCCCAUUAUCAUGGUGAAAUUAUGUCAAAUGUGUACAUAAUGUAUUUACAUUGGCCUACAUUUUCGUAGUUGCUAUUUUCCUUUAUUAAACGAGUAGAGAAUGUGGGUACUCUUAUCUCCAUCACUUUGUUUCUGAAACAGGGAAUAUAUACGUUUGGUUUGCUUAGCUGAACAAUAUUGCUAACCUACAAUUGUAAUGAAUUGUCACUUGAGGAUCCCUUUGGUAGUUUGAGAAAAUGGCAUGGACAAGACAAAGUACAUUGUACAUUUGAGUUUAUGCACUGUAUUAAACAAACUUUUCAAAUGGAAUAUGCAUACUAAUUUAAUGUUGAUGACCUCUUGUUUCAUUAUUAAGAUUAGUAGUCAUCAAUAAAUCAUUUGGGGUUUAAGUGA
Anguilla anguilla (European eel) is the source of this 1729-nucleotide messenger RNA. It is a transcript of the gene polr1c, whose product is annotated as RNA polymerase I and III subunit C. NCBI's taxonomy places the organism in Eukaryota, Metazoa, Chordata, Actinopteri, Anguilliformes, Anguillidae. Gene Ontology annotation, cellular component: RNA polymerase I complex; RNA polymerase III complex. Gene Ontology annotation, molecular function: protein dimerization activity; DNA binding. Gene Ontology annotation, biological process: DNA-templated transcription. The coding region runs from base 137 to 1180 and encodes 347 amino acids. The transcript has 9 exons. The record is from RefSeq and is a predicted model, not a curated record.